CACAGCAACUGAGAUCUUUCUAAUUCAAAUUCUUUAGUAAUCAAGAGUCACUCAUGCUCAGAUCUGCACCUGUUUCUUUUACGUUGAAUAUCUGAAGACUGCUGUUUUAUUGUUUUUUCACUUGAACUCUGAGAAUCUUGUCCAGUAUUCCAAAUGGAGAGGUUGAAGUUUAAUGGAGGAGGUCAUGUCAACUCAGCCUUCGAUUCCAACCUUGGUGAGCCUCCAAUCUAUGAAGAGACCGAAUUCUCCAACGAUGAGCACCGGACAGUCAGGCCUUCGGUGAUCAGUGCUUUCGGUCACGACACCUUAGACCGAGUGCCCAACAUCAACUUCUACCGUAAUGCCGGCAGCAUGAGUGGUCACCGAGUUGUGAGGCCAUCCCUGCAGGAGCUCCAUGAUGUUUUUGAGAAGAAUGGAGCGAUCACUGUGCCCGAAACCGUGACAGACGAUGGUGAAGAGGGCGAAGGGGCCCCCGAUGAUGAUUUGGAGUCUGCUGUUCCGAUCGAUGUCAACAAAGGAGCAAUAAAGUUUGGUUGGAUUAGGGGAGUUCUGGUAAGAUGUAUGUUAAACAUCUGGGGCGUCAUGCUGUUCAUCCGUCUGUCCUGGGUUUUUGGACAGGCAGGCUGGGGUCUUGGAAUUGUGGUCAUCGGUCUCAGCUGUGUGGUCACCACCAUAACAGGCCUCUCCAUGUCUGCCAUCAGCACAAACGGAGUUGUUAGAGGAGGAGGAGCUUACUACAUGAUAUCUCGCAGUUUGGGACCAGAGUUUGGAGGCUCAAUUGGUCUCAUAUUCGCCUUUGCCAAUGCAGUGGCUGUGGCCAUGUAUGUGGUGGGCUUCGCAGAGACGACGGUAGAUUUGCUGAAGGAAUAUGCCUCUCUGAUGGUGGAUGACAUAAAUGACAUCAGGAUCAUUGGCUGCAUCACGGUGGUGUUGCUUUUAGGCAUAUCGUUGGCUGGAAUGGAAUGGGAGGCAAAGGCGCAAAUUGUUCUGCUCGUGAUCUUGCUGGUGGCCAUAGUGAAUAUGUUUGUAGGAACAGCCAUUUCUCCAACUGAAGAUAAGAAAUCAAAGGGCUUUUUUGGAUAUGAGACAAAAAUCUUUAUGGAGAAUUUUAAACCAGAUUUUAGGGAUGGAGAAACAUUUUUCUCCGUGUUUGCUGUUUUUUUCCCUGCGGCAACCGGUAUCCUGGCUGGAGCAAACAUCUCUGGAGACUUGCGGGAUGCCCAGGAUGCUAUACCCAAAGGUACCUUGUUGGCCAUCCUGAUCACUGGUGUCACCUACCUCGCCGUUGCCCUUUGUGUCGCCGGUACCGUUGUUCGAGAUGCCACAGGAAACACAACCGACCUCAUUACUCCUGGGGUGCCUUGUAAUGGCUCAGCAGUAACUGCCUGUGAAUUUGGUUAUAAUUUUUCUUCCUGCGCAACAGAACCCUGCAAGUUUGGCUUGAUGAACAACUUCCAGGUAAUGACCAUGGUGUCAGGGUUUGGUCCCCUCAUCACUGCAGGAACCUUCUCAGCCACCCUUUCAUCAGCUCUGGCCUCUCUUGUUAGUGCUCCUAAAGUCUUCCAGGCUCUGUGUAAAGAUAACAUCUACAAAGCUCUGCACUUCUUUGCCAAAGGACAUGGAAAGAACAAUGAGCCAAUCCGCGGCUACGUCCUCACGUUCAUUAUUUCUGUGGCCUUCAUUCUCAUUGGUAAUCUCAACACCAUCGCUCCAAUCAUCUCAAACUUCUUCCUGGCAUCUUAUGCUCUCAUCAAUUUCUCUUGUUUCCAUGCUUCCUAUGCCAAGUCUCCAGGAUGGAGACCAGCAUAUAAAUACUACAACAUGUGGAUGUCUCUGCUGGGAGCCCUGCUCUGCUGUGUGGUCAUGUUUGUCAUCAACUGGUGGGCUGCUCUGCUCACAUAUGGCAUUGAAAUUCUGCUCUAUAUUUACGUCACAGUAAAGAAACCGGAUGUGAACUGGGGAUCGUCCACACAGGCGGUGACCUUUGUGAGUGCUGUCAGCAACGCUUUAUCUCUAGCCAGUGUGGAAGAUCAUGUCAAGAACUUCAGGCCUCAGAUUUUGGCUCUAACUGGGCCAGCACGGGUCAGGCCAGCUCUCCUAGAUCUGGCUCACUCCAUCACCAAAAACUAUGGACUCUGUCUCAGCUGUGAGGUUUUGGUGGGUCCAAGAUCGGAAAUCCAGCAGGAGAUGAAUACUGUGAUUGAAAAAAACCAGCAGUGGCUCAAUAAGACCAAACGCAAAGUUUUUUAUGCUGCUGUGGCCUGCGACAGUUUCAGGGAAGGUGCAGAGAGUCUGCUGCAGGCUUCUGGUCUUGGCCGCAUGAAGCCUAACACCUUAAUGAUUGGCUUCAAGAGAAACUGGAGAACGGCAGAAGCAGAGGCAGUGCAAAGUUAUGUGGGAAUACUGCAUGAUGCAUUUGACUUUGAUUAUGGGACAGUGGUGCUGAGGAUCAACCAGGGACUGGAUGUGUCGCAUCUUAUUGAUGCAGAAGAGGAAAUGCUGAAGGCAGCGAAGGAGCAGCAAGCAUUGGAUAAUGAGAUGAUACCGAAUGAAGGGAGAGCAAAGGGACUCUUUAGGAAGUCCAGAAAUUCAUCUCAACAAGUGCUCACAACCAGAGUGUCAGUUUGCGGGCCCCCGCCUCCGCAGGUUGCCAAAAUGAAUGAGAGGCUGGUGGAGGCCAGUGGUCAGUUUAAGAAGAAACAGCCUAAAGGAACCAUUGAUGUAUGGUGGCUGUUUGACGAUGGAGGUCUUACACUGCUGAUUCCCUACAUACUCACGACCAGGAAGAAGUGGAAAGACUCCAAAUUAAGGAUCUUCAUUGCAGGGCAGCUGGGACGGAGUGAGAUAGACAAAGAGGAGAUGAAGUCUCUGCUACACAAAUUCAGAAUUAAAUGCAGCGACAUCACUGUCAUCGAUGACAUCCACGUUAAACCCCACAAUGACAGAUUAAAGAAACUAGAAGACAUCAUUGAGCCUUUCCGUCUACAUGAGGGGUCUAAAGGCAGGGAUCAUGCUGAAGGAAUGCAGAAGGAGUAUCCCUGGAAAAUCACAGAUGCAGAGCUCAGCAGCUUUGAAGAGAAGACCAACCUCCAGGUACGACUAAAUGAGCUCCUUCAUGAAUACUCCAAAUCAGCCAACCUGAUUGUUGUGAGCAUGCCCAUCGCUCGUAAGGGAUCCGUCUCUGACUUCCUCUACAUGGCCUGGCUGGACAUUCUGACAAAGGACCUCCCACCCACUCUGCUUAUCAGAGGCAACCACAAGAGUGUUCUUACUUUCUACUCAUGAGAACGUCAAAGGCUAAACACCAAAGAACAAUGUAGCUGGAUUGGAAGGAGCAUUACAAAGACAUUACUUUGAGCUAUGUUCAUGAGGGUACAGGAAUAUGAGUGAGACAGUUUUCCAGACCCACAUCAGUUAUAUGUUCAUGCUCUGAUACAUAUUUAAAAAAAUAAAGAAAACACGUAAUAUAAUAAACAGAAAUGAAAAAAAGGGA
Messenger RNA from Girardinichthys multiradiatus, 3493 nucleotides. RefSeq names its product solute carrier family 12 member 1 (gene slc12a1). Gene Ontology annotation, biological process: potassium ion homeostasis; potassium ion import across plasma membrane; sodium ion homeostasis. The transcript is spliced from 26 exons. Lineage: Eukaryota; Metazoa; Chordata; Actinopteri; Cyprinodontiformes; Goodeidae. The coding region runs from base 154 to 3285 and encodes 1043 amino acids. Gene Ontology annotation, molecular function: sodium:potassium:chloride symporter activity. The record is from RefSeq and is a predicted model, not a curated record. Gene Ontology annotation, cellular component: membrane.